Messenger RNA from Chilo suppressalis (striped riceborer), 1140 nucleotides. NCBI's taxonomy places the organism in Eukaryota, Metazoa, Arthropoda, Insecta, Lepidoptera, Crambidae. The record is from the annotation of a GenBank genome assembly.
GAAUGCGCAGCGAUCUAUGGAAAUAGCCUCAUCUGUGUUCUCUUCAGUUUGUAAACACAUUCCUAGUUUGUCAUACCUACCUAUUGUUUAGUGUCGAAACAGUGAUAGACAGUGUAAAUAUAGUGAAUUAGUGAAGAAGUUUGUUAUUAAACUUAUCUAACUUCCUAGUGUGCUAUUAAGCAAAAUGCAACGUAACAUAACAUUAGAAAUGCAGGUUGAAAAUAUUAGUCUCGAGACAGUAUUAAUGGUACAGAAAGACUUUGAUGCCAGCGAAGUGAUCUCUAUAAUUUUCCUUUUAGAUGAAAACCACGGAAGGGCCUUGGAAAAUCUAAUUGCAUUUCAAAGGAUGUCGAAAACUGGAAGCUACUCUGCAAACAUUUUGUUGGAUUGGGCAAUAGAAGCUAGCGAAAGAUUGACAUGGAAAUGGGAGUUCGUUGACGCACUUCUAACAUGUCAAAUCCUUUCUGUUAUUAAGAAAAUAGGUGUCAGUAUACCUGCUUUAAAAAAUCAUUUAUUAUCGUCUCAACGGCGCUACGUACAUCCAAUAAAAAAACACAUUUUCAAAAUCUGUGAAAACAUUGACAGUAUUAUUUACUUAAAACUUAUAAAAAUACUUCGUGAGGAUUACAAAAUAAUUUUGACUGAUCAUGAGAAUUGUGAAAUACUUUUUUUACAGCUUAUGUAUAAAAAGUUUUUUACUAUAUCGUUAGGAAAUUAUUCUAACGUAGACGACAGCGUCGAUAAAAUUGUAAAUGUUUUGGAUCAAAUACAGACAUUGCGGGAGUUAUCCACGGAAAUGAAAUAUUUGUUUGCAAUAAAUAACAUAGACCGGAAGAACGAAUCGUAUACCCAAAAAUCUAAUUUUGAACACAGGGAAAAUAGAGAGAAAACUUAUGAAGAACAAGAACUGGGUGCCGAUGAUUUUGAUGAUACUUAUAAAUUACUCAAUCAAUUAACGUUGGAAGACCUAAAUUCACAUUUUAAAGCCGAUAAUGGUAAAAAAUAAGUUUUUAUCGCGUGUUUUAAUUGAUGCUUUCCUAUCUCCCAACAAUUUGUCGCUUAUAGCAUAAUCAUAAUCUAACGACGCAGCUUGAAAAGGAUGCGAAAUUUCAUAAAUAAAUAAAUCAGUGCAUCUUUACC